AUGGACAGACUUCGGCGGGAAAUAUCUCAGGUAAUGGAAGAUUCCGAAUUCCCUACGAGAGAGCAACUCAGACAAAUGCCGUAUCUUGACUGUGUCAUCAAAGAAAGCCUUCGCCUCUAUCCACCUGUACCUCUGAACAACAGAACCGCUAGAAGGACAACUAUUCUUCCCGUUGGCGGGGGGGACGAAGGUCUCGAUCCUAUACUCGUCCGGAAAGGUGAACUUGUCGUUUUCUCGCAAUAUGUCAACUCACGGGUGAAGAGCAUAUAUGGCCAAGACGCACACGAUUUUAGACCAGAUCGCUGGGAAUCUGGCGAGCUGACGAACAUAGGAUGGGCAUACUUCCCUUUCAAUGGGGGCCCGAGGCGAUGCCUGGGAGAAGACUUUGCGCUCAUGGAAAUCUCAUACACUAUUGUGAGCUGA
Messenger RNA from Cladophialophora psammophila CBS 110553, 423 nucleotides. RefSeq lists its product as uncharacterized. NCBI's taxonomy places the organism in Eukaryota, Fungi, Ascomycota, Eurotiomycetes, Chaetothyriales, Herpotrichiellaceae. The transcript has 2 exons. Bases 1 to 423 code for a protein of 140 amino acids. Gene Ontology annotation, molecular function: iron ion binding; monooxygenase activity; heme binding. The record is from RefSeq and is a predicted model, not a curated record.